This is a messenger RNA of Melopsittacus undulatus (budgerigar), 2553 nucleotides long. RefSeq names its product protocadherin gamma-B1-like. Gene Ontology annotation, molecular function: calcium ion binding. Gene Ontology annotation, biological process: homophilic cell-cell adhesion. Gene Ontology annotation, cellular component: plasma membrane. The record is from RefSeq and is a predicted model, not a curated record. NCBI's taxonomy places the organism in Eukaryota, Metazoa, Chordata, Aves, Psittaciformes, Psittaculidae.
UCAGCGCAGGGCAAGGCAGCCACCGGGUGGAUCAUGCUAUUGAUCGCGCUGCUGCCGCUGUGCUGCCGGGCAGCGCAGGAGAGGCUCCGUUACGCCAUCCCUGAAGAGCUGGGCAGAGGCUCGCUGGUGGGGCCGCUGGCACGGGACCUGGGUCUGAGCCCGGCGGAGUUGCCGGCACGCAAGCUGCGGAUAGUCUCUGGUGACGAAAAGCAAUACUUCAACCUCGGGGAAGAGAGUGGAAAUCUGCGGGUAAAGGAUAGGAUAGAUCGAGAGAACAUCUGCGGGGCCGUGUCACCCUGUGUCCUCAAUUUGGAGGCUGUCGUGGAAAACCCUUUCAAUAUCUUUCAUGUUGGCAUUACUAUCCAGGAUAUCAACGACAAUGCUCCACAGUUUGACAGGGAAUUUGUUGACAUAGAAGUGAUCGAGCACCGCUUCCUGGGGCCAGGUUUCCCCCUAGGCAGUGGCAGAGACCCCGACAUCGGAACUAACUCAUUACACUACCAACUUACCCCCAACCCUCUCUUCUCUCUUGUAGUAAGGGAGAGUCCUGACGGGACGAAAUAUGCGGAACUGGUAUUGGAGAAAAGCUUAGAUCGAGAAAAACAGAGAAAUCACCUUUUGAUAUUGACGGCUGUGGAUAGUGGGAAUCCAGUCCGAUCUGGGACCGCCCAGAUUAAUAUUUCUGUGACAGAUGCAAAUGACAACCCGCCGGUAUUCACCAAAGAGGUCUACAAGGUUCAACUUCAGGAAAACCUGCCAGAGGGCUCUUUAGCUUUUCAGGUGAAAGCUACCGAUAGAGACGAAGGUACAAAUGCAGAAAUUACCUACACUUUCAGUGACAUUGCAAACGGUGCUCGCCAGCUCUUCAGUCUAGACUCGAGAACAGGAGACGUGAAGUUAACAGGCCACUUAGAUUAUGAAGAAGGAAAAUACUAUGAAGCGAGUGUUGAAGGCAAGGAUGGGGGUGGACUGAGUGCUCAUGCCAAAGUCCACAUAAACAUUCUAGAUGCGAACGACAACGCACCAACACUUUCCCUCCUGCCUAUCUUGAAUCCUAUACCCGAAGACUCGGUCCCGGGCACAGUUGUAGCUGUGGUCAAUGUCCGCGACAGAGACUCGGGAGAUAACGGAAAAGUGAGCUGCAACAUUGACGGCGGUAUGCCCUUCAGACUAGAAUCGUCAUCAGGGAACACCUAUAAACUAAUAAUAGCCAGUGCCUUGGACAGAGAAAAGAUCUCUGCUUACAAUAUCACAAUCAGGGCCAGGGACGGGGGCAGCCCGGCGCUCUCGAGCAGCACGGUGCUGGUGCUGGAGGUGUCGGACGUGAACGACAACGCGCCGGUGUUCGAGGAGGCCGCCUACAGCGCCUACGUGGCGGAGAACAACGCGGCGGGGGCGCUGGUGCUGCACGUGAGCGCGCGGGACGCGGACGAAGGCAGCAACGGGCGCGUGAGGUACUCGAUGGAGGGCGGCAGCGCGGGCGCGGCGCCGUACGUGUCGGUGGAGGCGCAGAGCGGCGCAGUGUACGCGCAGCGCUCCUUCGACUACGAGCAGUGCCGCGAGUUCGCGGUGGUGGUGCGGGCGCAGGACAGCGGGGAACCUGCGCGGAGCUCGACGGCGACGGUGCGCGUCUUCGUGUUGGACCGCAACGACAACGCACCGCGGGUGCUGUGGCCGGCGGUGGCGGGCUCGGGGACAGGCCAGGCUGCAGCCUCAGUAGCAGCCCCGUUCGAGAUGGUGCCGCGGUCGGCCGAGGCCGGGUACCUGGUGGCCAAGGUGGUGGCGGUGGACGCGGAUGCGGGCCGCAACGCCUGGCUGUCGUACGAGCUGGUGCAGGCUUCAGAGCCGGCGCUGUUCCGCGUGGGGCUGCACAGCGGCGAGGUGCGCACGGCGCGGGCCGUGUCGGAGAGGGACGCGGCGAAGCAGAGGCUCGUGGCCGUGGUGAAGGACCACGGGCAGCCGGCGCUGUCGGCCACGGCCACGCUGCACGUGGUGCUGGCCGAGAGCUUGCAGGAGGCGCUGCCGGAGCUGAGCGAGCGGGCGGCGGGCGCCGAUUCGGCGGCGGAGCUGCAGUUCUCCCUCGUGCUGGCGUUGGCUCUCCUGUCCGCUCUCUUCCUGCUGAGCGUGGCGCUGGCCGUGCUGGCAAGGGGCCGCCGUGCCGGGCCGCCCGCUGUGCUGCACUGCCUGGGUGCGCAGCGCUUCUCCGGGACCGCUGGCGCCGCCUUCCCUGCCGACUUCUGCGAGGGCACCUUGCCCUACUCCUACAACCUGUGCGUGGCGCCCGGGCGCGCCGUCGCCGAGACCGCUUGGCCACCGCCGCCGCUUCCCAGCCUGCCCGUGGAGGAGCUUCUCGGCGCUGAGCCCUGCGGGGAGCAGAGCCUGAUCAGCAGCGCUGGCGCUGGAGAGCCGCCCGCGAAGCCCGACGCACCGCAGCCGGCUGUGCCGGCCGCUGGGCUGUCAGUGAGCGUCUCUGAGGUGCAGAGCCGUGCUGCAGUGAAACGGAAGGGGCAGGCGGCAGUAGCCGGCACCGGCGACACGGGCAGGGAGUCGUAA